Molecule: messenger RNA, 142 nt
Organism: Paraglomus occultum
Lineage: Eukaryota; Fungi; Glomeromycota; Glomeromycetes; Paraglomerales; Paraglomeraceae
Source: the annotation of a GenBank genome assembly
GUUGCGAGUGUCUGAUUGGGUGUCAUUCGGAAAAAAAGACCAGCAUUAUAAACAUUCUCUGGCUGGUACUGCGAAAGUAGUUCGAUUAAUUGCUGUCUUUGUUCAGGAAGGUUCAACUAGCACGCUUUUUGAUUCUCCAUGA